Molecule: messenger RNA, 600 nt
Organism: Zingiber officinale
Lineage: Eukaryota; Viridiplantae; Streptophyta; Magnoliopsida; Zingiberales; Zingiberaceae
Product: oryzain alpha chain-like
Exons: 2
Coding region: 94-435 (113 amino acids)
Source: RefSeq, a predicted model, not a curated record
GCGCUCGUUUUGUAUAAAAAAAGGCCUUUUCCAUCGACAGGAAAAGAAGGCAUCUUUCCUUUUCCAUCAACAGGAAGGAAGCCUUUUCCGCUCAUGGCUUCCGCCGGUGCCGUGACCGGCCGCAGCGAGGAGGAGGUGCGACUGCUCUACCUGGAGUGGAGGGCGAAGCAUCGCCCCAUCGUCCAGGACGCCCUCGAUCUGGACGCCGACCGCUUCGAGGUCUUCAAGGACAACCUCAGGCGCGUGGACGAGCACAACGCGGCGGCCGACCGCGGGGAGCACUCCUUUCGGCUCGCGAUCAACCAGUUCGCCGACCUCACCAACGAGGAGUUCCGAGCCAGGUAUCUCGGCAACUUCUCCCGGCGGAAGCGGCCAGUUGCCCGGUCUGUUCAGGAUCAACAGUCAACACGGAGGAGAUGUUUCUGCUUAUGCUGAAGUUGUGUCUUUCAAAGAGGCCGGAGGGAGCGAAGAAAUGGAGCAACUAAAACUUUAACUUGCAACUGUUUUUCCGGUACCAUGUCUUUAUGUGUAAGAUCUUUCAAUUUACUUGUGAGUUGUUAUAUCCUUUAUCUGCUAAAAUAUUAAACAUGAUUGAUGGUA